Molecule: messenger RNA, 911 nt
Organism: Fimicolochytrium jonesii
Lineage: Eukaryota; Fungi; Chytridiomycota; Chytridiomycetes; Spizellomycetales; Powellomycetaceae
Product: peptide-methionine (R)-S-oxide reductase family protein
Exons: 5
Coding region: 33-563 (176 amino acids)
Biological process (GO): protein repair; response to oxidative stress
Molecular function (GO): peptide-methionine (R)-S-oxide reductase activity
Source: RefSeq, a predicted model, not a curated record
CCAACUUCCAUCAUCGGUUUCGCUCCAUAAGAAUGUCGCGCUACCUCGCUCCCCGCUUCAUCCGCUCAACUUCAACAACAACAACAACAACAACCCAUCUAUCCUUCCUGCGACCCUCUCUUCUUUUCCACCACGCAUACCUCCCACUCCGCACACCAGCAACCAGAACAAUGUCAACCGUACAAAAAUCCGAAGACGAGUGGAGGGCGGUCCUCAACAAAGAGCAGUUCCGGGUGCUGAGGGAGAAGGGCACCGAGGCUGCUGGGACGGGGGAGUACAAUAAGCACAAAGCCGACGGAGUGUAUCAUUGUGCGGGAUGCAAUGCGGCGCUCUACAAGUCGACGACAAAGUUCGAUUCGGGGUGUGGGUGGCCGGCCUUCUUUGACGCCAUCCCAGGCGCCAUCACCCGCCACGAAGACAACGCGUACGGGAUGCAGCGGAUUGAGAUUGUUUGCACAGCUUGCGGAGGCCAUCUAGGCCACGUCUUCAAAGGCGAAGGGUUCAAAACACCCACGGACGAACGUCAUUGCGUCAACUCCGUGUCUCUCAAGUUCGAGUCCUGAGCAACAUGUCGGGAAUCGAUGAGUGUCAUGUGGUGGAUAUCUUUUGGAGGUAGUAGAACAUUAAAGAAGUGUAUCGAGAUUACGAAGCUCUAGAUAGCGUAAAUGUAGCUACAAGUCGAUUCAUGUAGUAUCAAAGUCAUUGUGUGCCAGUCCUCCGGCCCUCCGCCAGACCUGAUGGAGCCACCUGCGACGAGAUGUCGCCGACGACAACGAGAAGGUAUAAUGGACAUAACGCAAUACAUUCAUGUGUAACCCUCUCAAAACGACCUUACACCAUCGAAAACUCAUUGAAAUCCUCCAAACAUUCAUAACCUCCCCAAACACCCCCGGCGGAAACCCAAUCUCAAC